UCCACUGGAGGACACGCACUGUGCAUCAUCUCCCCUCAGCCAGCCGUGCCUCUGUGGCUCUUGGAAUAAACAAACAUUCCCCGAAGAAGCACAGGAGCGAAUAACCAGCAGCAGAGAAGUGAUGGAUGAAAGAAUACCGCAUUUACAGGACAGGCAAUUUAUGGAGCACGCAGAUUUCUUGGGGGUGGACUACCCCUCUCUCUACAUGUGCAAAUCCAAAAGAGGAAUCAAACGAGAAGAUGGUGGCAAGGACGCAUACAAGUUACCACACCGAUUGAUAGAGAAAAAGAGAAGAGACCGAAUCAACGAAUGUAUUGGCCAGCUGAAGGAUUUGUUACCCGAACAUCUGAAGCUAUCGACGCUCGGGCAUUUGGAGAAAGCAGUUGUCCUGGAGUUAACAUUGAAGCAUUUAAACGCACUGACUGCUGUCACCGAGCAGCAGCACCAAAAGAUCAUUGCUUUGCAGAAUGGGGACCGGUCGAUGAAAUCUUCCAUUCAUGCAGACCUGGAAGCCUUCCACUCCGGGUUCCAAGCCUGUGCCAAAGAGGUCCUGCAGUACCUGAGCCAGUUUGAGAACUGGACGACACGGGAGCAGAGGUGCGCGCAGCUCAUCAACCACCUUCACAAGGUGCUGGCGCAGUUCCAGUCCGGCGGGCUGCCUCUCCAACACCAGCUACCCACCGGGGACGCACAAGAUGGGCAGAAAGCUGACAGCCAGGCCAACUGUGUCCCGGUCAUCCAGAGGACCCAAGGCGGGGAGCUUAACGAGAAUGACACAGACACGGACAGUGGAUACGGGGGCGAGGCUGAAAAGAGCGAUAGCAAAGAUAAAGAAUGUGAGCGCAAUACGACGGAGGGACCCAAGGCGGUGAAGAUCAAGCAGGAGUUUGGAGAUGAACGCGCUGCCAAAAAACCAAAGAUGAACUGGUCUGGGAACGGGUUAGGGGGCGCGGACCCCACCAGGCCCGAUGUGGCGCUUAUGAACUCUCUGAUGGGAAUAACCAGUGUAGGACAGCAGACACCCAUUUGCAUGCCUUUCUACUUUAUCAACCCCUCAGCCGCAGCGUCUUAUAUGCCUUUUUUCGAUAAGAGCAAUCUCGAAAAGUACAUGUAUCCAGCUGCGGCUGCUCUUGCACCCCCUUUCCCCUGGCUAUACCCCGCACAUGCUUCAGCAGCGGCGGCCGCGGCUGCAGCUGCUGCUUUCCCCGGCUUGUCUGCGCACUUUGGAGCCUCUUCUCAACGCAAGGACUCCCUCUCUCCAGACAGCGAUGGGUCACGCGAGGCUGAGACAGGCUCACCUGAGGAGCGCGAGGAAAGUCCCGCGGGUGACGACGGUAACGAUGACGUAGCUGACAUGUCCCAGGAGAGCAAGAAUAGCCCACACCAUCAGUUUUCUGCGUGUCAAGCGAGCUAA
This is a messenger RNA of Scomber japonicus (chub mackerel), 1414 nucleotides long. It is a transcript of the gene bhlhe41, whose product is annotated as basic helix-loop-helix family, member e41. Gene Ontology annotation, cellular component: nucleus. The record is from RefSeq and is a predicted model, not a curated record. NCBI's taxonomy places the organism in Eukaryota, Metazoa, Chordata, Actinopteri, Scombriformes, Scombridae. Gene Ontology annotation, biological process: regulation of transcription by RNA polymerase II; circadian regulation of gene expression; anterior/posterior pattern specification. The transcript has 5 exons. The coding region runs from base 122 to 1414 and encodes 430 amino acids. Gene Ontology annotation, molecular function: DNA-binding transcription factor activity, RNA polymerase II-specific; protein dimerization activity; RNA polymerase II cis-regulatory region sequence-specific DNA binding.